GAGAGAGAGAGAGAGAGACUGGGAAUGUGUGUGUUGUGCUGAAAGAAGGUAGGUUAUUUCGCUGAGGAUCCUGGGUACAUAGCUCAAUAAUAAUGCAGCGAAGAGGACUUUAAACACACAUGCAACAACACAGGGACGAGAGAAAACGGAGAACACACAUUGUUGCUCUGGAUUUUACGGGUCUCUCUGUACACUGUAAAUACGCUUAGUUUAGUUACAUUAUAUUCACAUAAUCGCUUCUACCCCAUUGAUAUGACCGCGUCCUGUUCCGCUUGCUUGGCGAGAGAGAGUACAACAACAGGAAUUAAUUCUAGUUACGCUGUUCUGUUCCCUUCGAGUCGGUUUACCGGGAAAUGGUAACGUUUACACAGCAUUGGAAGGACCAUGGUUGAGGCGAGCAGCAAAUUUCUCCUAAUCGUAGUCGGCUCCGUCUGUUUUAUGCUGAUUUUAUAUCAAUACGUUGCGCCCGGGGUUAUCAAUUUCGGCUCACCACACGGCUAUUUCACUGAGGAGGACGAUGGUGGGGACAUUUUCCCUUCCCCAGACCCGCACUACGUCAAGAAAUACUACUUCCCAGUCCGGGAUUUGGAGCGAACGGUGGAAUUUGAAAUCAAAGGAGAAGACGUGAUCGUGUUUCUACACAUUCAGAAGACAGGAGGGACAACUUUCGGGAGACACCUGGUUCAGAAUGUGAGGUUGGAGGUUCCGUGUGACUGUAGACCGGGUCAGAAGAAGUGUACCUGUUAUCGACCCAACCGAAAAGAGACCUGGUUAUUCUCCCGGUUCUCCACCGGUUGGAGUUGUGGCUUACACGCGGACUGGACCGAGCUAAAAAAUUGUGUUCCUGGAGUUCUAGAUAAAAAGGAGACCAGGAUGAAAAAUGAAAGGAAAUUCUACUACAUAACCCUCUUAAGGGACCCAGUGUCUCGGUACCUCAGCGAAUGGAGACACGUCCAGAGGGGCGCGACGUGGAAGACCUCAUUACACAUGUGUGACGGACGAACCCCUACGCCGGAGGAACUACCAGCCUGCUACGAGGGUUCUGAUUGGUCAGGAUGUACCUUGCAGCAGUUCAUGGACUGUCCUUAUAACCUGGCCAAUAACAGACAGGUUCGUAUGCUAGCGGACCUGAGCCUGGUAGGCUGCUACAACAUGUCUACAGUCCCAGAGCAGAGGCGUUCUCAGCUGUUAUUAGACUCCGCUAAGAAGAACCUGAGGGACAUGGCCUUCUUCGGCCUGACAGAGUACCAGAGGAAAACCCAGUUCCUGUUUGAACGUACCUUCAGACUGAGGUUCAUACGACCCUUUAUGCAAUACAACAGCACCAGAGCGGCCGGAGUGGAUUUGGACAACACUACGGUGCAGCGCAUCGAGGAGCUGAAUGAGCUGGACAUGAGGCUGUAUGAUUACGCCAGAGACCUGUUCCAGCAGAGAUACCAGUACACCAGGCAGCAGGAACGACGGCUGCAACGACUCAGGACCCACAACCAGAACGGUCAGGGGCUAGGGGUCGAGGGUCAAGGCCUGGGAGUGGGCCUGUGGCCUUCUAGAUCCAAACUAACCCCUGGACCAGGAGAGGGAGAAGUGGAGGACCCAGAGGAUGGGGAGGUGGGAGGGAGGUUACCGACGGAAGACUAUAUGAACCAGAUAAUUAAGCGUUGGUAACGCACACACACUCAUCAGAGGUUAGAGGUCAGGGGUGAAAGUGUAUAGGGUAGUUAUGGAGACUGAAGUAGAGGAAUGGAUUGAAUGUCGCUGAUAACUGACUUUCAUCAUUCCCUCUCUCUCGCUCUCCCUUGCCUCCUCUCUCCCUUGCCUCCUCUCUCCCUUGCCUCCUCUCUCCCUUGCCUCCUCUCUCUCUUGCCUCCUCUCUCUCUUGCCUCCUCUCUCCCUUGCCUCCUCUCUCUCUCUGGUACCCCACGUAAAGUGUGCGGUGAAAAAAACUAUAGUGGUGAAACUCCCAGAAAUCCCUUGAAAAGGACCUCUUUACUUCCUGGAUGUAUAGCUCCAAUCAGAGAGCAGAGCUUUGAACUAUUGGACAGAAAGUUUUCCUUUGGCUGAGCUGAACCAAGAAAAUGAAAAUGUAACAUUUACAGAAAAAAGUCUACGUAAAGCAAGAGUUGGACUCUGGAUAAAAAGCUUUUUGCUUGGAAAUCAGCCACCAUUUCAGACAUGAGAAUUGGGGCGACAGGUCGCCUAAUGGUUAGAGUGUGUUGGGACUAGUAACCAAUUGGUUGCAAGAUCGAAUCCCUGAGCUGACAAGGUACAAUUCUGUCGUUCUGCCCCUGAACAAGGCAGCUUAACCCACUGUUCCUAGGCCGUCAUUGAAAAUAACAAUUUGUUCUUAACUGACUUGCCUAGUUAAAUAAAUGAACAUGUGUCUUAAUGGCGCAAUUCUCAUUUUAGAACUACUAUGUUUAUUAUUAUAGCGUUUUUAUGUGUUUUUUAAAAGCAGCAUUGUGAUGACACUGAGACCAAUGUUACUGCCUAAAGACAGUGUGUCUUUUAUUUGUAUGUUUUUUAAAGGAAAUGUAACCGAUAGAUGGACGUACCAUGGACCAUAGCCAUUAUUUAAAAAUGAUGGGGACGUUAUGCAUAUAUGUGUGUAGACAACUGGGUAGCAAUCCAUCCAAAUUACAUCCUAUUCCCUUUGUGGGGCACUACUUCCAUUCCAACACCCUAUUAUUCCUUAUGUAGUGUGCUACUUCUGGUGCCCCUAUUCCCUAUAUAGUGCACUACUUUUCAUCAGAUCCCUAUGUUGCCCUAUAAGAAAUAGGGUGUGGUUUGAGACGUGGCCAUGGAUGUGAUGAAUGUUAGAGCUGAUCUGAUGCAGUGUAAAUGGAACUGAGGCCAACCCUACUUCUGAUUGGUAGUUAGUGCCUCUCAGGACAGGCAUGAUGACUAUUAGACCUACCUGAUAUUUCAGGCUCACACCACUUUUUUGACUACUUUUCCACUGUGUUUCUGUGUGUGUCUCUCUGUGUGCACAUACACAUGUAAAUAGUGUAAAUAGUGUGUAUGCGUUUGUAAAUAUCCUGUGUGAUUGUGUGUGAGAUAGAGAGAAUUGCAGUAGCUUUGCUGUGUGAUUGACUUGCUAUAUGACCAAUCUCUUACCAUAGUGUUAGAGGUCUGAAGGGGAACCCUUUUCAUGUAUUCUUAACAUGGAGGGAGAGACACACUCACACAGAGACGAAUGCUUGAGGUAGAUGUUUCCCUUAACCGUAGGUCACCUUGAUAUCUGCCUCUGUGUCACUCCCACUCCCAUGUCCAAAAUAACACACACACACACAUUACAGCACUACUCAGCGAUGGUAAUGCUUUUGGAGUCCCUCAAACUCAAAUUAUACCAGGCCAUACUGCUAUAAACUUUCUUUACAAUCUUAUCGCUUACACUAGUGUCUUAAAUAUUUCCGUUGAAUGAAAUUGAAUAUUUCCCAUCACAAAUGUUUACUUCCUGUGUGUCUCAACUCGUUUUUUGAAUGUUCUGCGGAUGGUGUCCCGUUCCCACUAUCAGCGUCAUUCAGGAAAUGAUCUUAUGAUUUGCAAUAACGGAUCAUCAAACCCACUAAUUAAAAUAUUCCAUUUUUGAAAAACUG
Oncorhynchus kisutch (coho salmon) is the source of this 3596-nucleotide messenger RNA. Its product is annotated as heparan-sulfate 6-O-sulfotransferase 1-A-like. The transcript has 4 exons. NCBI's taxonomy places the organism in Eukaryota, Metazoa, Chordata, Actinopteri, Salmoniformes, Salmonidae. The coding region runs from base 385 to 1665 and encodes 426 amino acids. The record is from RefSeq and is a predicted model, not a curated record. Gene Ontology annotation, cellular component: membrane. Gene Ontology annotation, molecular function: heparan sulfate 6-sulfotransferase activity.